CGGAUAUCCUUUGCAUUCCGAGGUCGGCCUUCUCUUCGAGCAAUGCUCUGUGCGCUUAUUCCCGUAGCCCUGCCCAACUCUUGGUAUUCCCGGCCGAGCUGGAACUACAAGAAUGCGUGGCGUCCGGCUUCAAUGAUGGAAAUGAUUUCACCAUUGCAUGUAAAGCUUUCAUACCUCUUUAGAUUCCUUUUUGUUCCUUUGCCACAGUUUCUGUUGCCUUCCAUAGAUCCCCUCUCCCGCAAUUGAGCUCUCGUUCGUACUAUACGUCCUCGAAUGCCUUUGUGGUAACCAAUCGCAAUGUUACUCUUGAGAGCUUCACAAAAGUCCGUCGUGCCCAAGUCUCUGGCACGGCGGAGCUUCUCUGUGACUUAUUCACGUGACAACUAUGCGGACACGAUCAAGAACCUCCAGAUUGGCGCCCACACGCGUGUCAUGUUUCAGGGAUUCACAGGAAAGCAGGCUACCAUGAAUGCGAAAGCCUCCAUCGAGUGGGGGACCAACAUUGUGGGUGGUGUGAAACCAAACACUGAAAGUGAACAUUUGGGUCUACCCGUGCUACCAAGCGUGAGAGCAGCGAAGGAGAAGCUCAAUCCUGAUGCCACAGCCAUCUACGUGGCCGCUGGACAGGCCGCUCCUGCUAUAGAGGAGGCCAUCGAGGCCGAAAUCCCCCUCAUUGUAGCUGUAGCCGAACACAUCCCACUUCACGACAUUCUGAGAAUAUCCUCGAUCCUACAAACACAAUCCAAAUCGAGACUGGUGGGUGCAAAUGCUCCUGGAAUCAUCUCGGCUAUUGGUCGAUGCCGGAUCGGGUUCCAGCCUCUGCCGUGUUUCGCACCUGGUCACGUGGGUAUCAUCGCGAAGUCUGGCACUUUAAGCUACGAGACAGUCGGUGCUCUCACAAGUGCUGGACUAGGACAGAGCACAGUGAUCGGUAUGGGUGGAGACAUCGUUGCUGGCACCAACUUUGUCGAAGCUUUGACGGCUUUUGAGACUGAUCCGGACACGCAUGCAAUCAUAAUGUGUGGUGAGAUAGGGGGUAGAACCGAAACUGAUGCUGCAGAGUGGAUCGCAGACUACAAGAAGCGUGUGAAGAAUCCUAAGCCCAUCGCGGCUGUGAUUGGUGGUGUACAUGCGAGGCAGGGUACGAUCAUGGGCCAUGCGGGCGCCUUUGCACUACCAGGAGACAAACUAGCGCAUGAGAAGGUCGAGAUAUUGAAGAAUGUGGGCGUGCCUGUUGUAGACCAUCCUACAAAGCUCGGCAGUCUCAUGAAGACUCUCAUGAAGCAGAGCGGGCGAGAGCAAUACAUAACCGAUAAAGCAACGCCUUCUCAAAAGCGAGGAUAUCAUACUUCACGUAUGAUUAAUAGACUACGCAUGACUCCUCCGAGUUCUUCCGUGAAUCACACAAUACAGCGCCGAUCUCUUAACAUCUCUGCUCAACAAGCCUCAGACCUCCUCAAUAAACAAGGUAUCAACACUUCCUCGACCCCUUCCGAUUCUGAUGCACGCUUCCUCUCCAUCACAGUCGAUCGUUCUGCUCGCUCCCCGUCAAUCCUCGUCUCUCCUUCUACCGAUAUGUCAACCUUCGAAAAGCGCUCUAAGCGCUUCCCCUACAAUUACCACCAGGGACCCUCCAAAACUCUAAUCGAAGAAGCCAUCGCCCAUCUACAGCUCGACGCCGCACCCCCUGCCGCCAAAAGCCAAGCAUAUAAGCUCAUCAAAACCCUGUCUACGAUGUACACCGCCACCGAAGCCAUCGACCUGACCGUCUCAGUUUCUGUCGACACCCAAUCCGACACCCUCAAAAUCUUCAACCCGUCCUUCAUGUUCGACGACUCCGCCCCCAAGUCUGCGAAGCGCCAACAAGAGAUACACGCACUUCGAGACAGAGACGCCGUCGACCCCGCCGAGCUCGAAGCCGAAAAGGACGGCAUUGUCUACGUUAAGCUCGGCGCCUCAUCCGACCGCACCCACAACAUCGGCACGCUCGUCAACGGCGCCGGCCUCGCCAUGAACACCGUCGACGCACUGUACAGCCAUGGCGGCAAGAGUGCCAACUUCCUCGACACCGGCGGCAAGGCCACCUCCGAGACGGUCAAGCAGUCCUUCAACCUGAUCCUGCGCGACGACCGCGUCAAGGUGAUCUUUGUCAAUAUCUUCGGCGGCCUGACGCUGGGCGACAUGAUUGCUAAUGGCAUAUUGCUUGCGUUCAAAGAGUUGGGAUUGCAGGAAAAGGGCAUUCCGGUGGUGGUGCGCAUCAAGGGGACGAACGAGCAGGAGGGGCAGCGGAUAAUUGCUGAGAGUGGGUUGAAGUUGGAGGCGUUUGAUCGGUUUGAUGAGGCUGCAGAUCGGGUUGUGGAAAUUGCGAAUGGAUCAUAGUAGAGUUGGAAAGAUAGCUUUGGUCUCGUGUUUGUAGAUGUCCACCUGUAUAGGUUGGACACGGUGCUGUGGCGUACCAGUGUUUGUAGAUGGUCCCAUUGGUCCAUGAAUAUGCAUCAAUCAUGUGAAUUUCUCGACCCCCUGGAUGUUCAUUAGAAUAUAGUCGAGUAGAGGUGCAUAAGAAGCAUGUCUAGUAAUUACUACUAAUAUAUUAUAUACAUG
Messenger RNA from Pseudovirgaria hyperparasitica, 2601 nucleotides. Its product is annotated as succinyl-CoA ligase-like protein subunit alpha. The transcript is spliced from 3 exons. Gene Ontology annotation, biological process: tricarboxylic acid cycle. The record is from RefSeq and is a predicted model, not a curated record. Lineage: Eukaryota; Fungi; Ascomycota; Dothideomycetes; Acrospermales; Acrospermaceae. Gene Ontology annotation, cellular component: mitochondrion; succinate-CoA ligase complex (ADP-forming). The coding region runs from base 298 to 2379 and encodes 693 amino acids. Gene Ontology annotation, molecular function: succinate-CoA ligase (GDP-forming) activity; succinate-CoA ligase (ADP-forming) activity.